AUGUUCCGCGCUCACGCUGAACACACAGGGCGGUCGCCUAAACUUGAUGCUCCGCCGUACGACCCUUCCUUGUGGGAGGGAAAAGACUGCGCAUUUAUCACCACCUUGAGGGAUGUCUAUUAUAGGCAAGAACGGAUGGAGCGUCAGCUGCGCAUGGAGACGUCUGUAGUUGGUGGGGCUGCUCUCCCAGUUCCCGCCGCCUCACAUACUCAAUUGGCCACUAGGCCAUCUUCUUGGUGGGGGAAGCUCUUGGAUAGCCUCUUCCCGCGGUACUAUGCACAGCAGGCACUAGCCAAUCUUGGCUUUGGCCAAAUGAGCAAUGAUGAGCUCGUGAACCGCAUGCAUUUUGCUCUUCAGGCCGGAGAUACAGACAUCUCUGCCCUCAUUGCAAAGGAGCUGGCCCGACGUAGAGCAUGCUUGUAUGAGGAAGAUACUGUUACGCGUAGCACCGGAAGAAAUACGCUCCCUACGGGAGUUAGUACCGGUACUGAAUCCAGGAUCCGGACCAAGCUCACUGGUGGCUUUGGUGGGCGCGUGAGUAGUGGUACGGCACCACACAGCGGCACUCGCCCCUCUACAGAUUCUUCUUUUGUAGUGCCAGAAGUUUUGUUUCAAACGCGUCCGCGUGGUGGUGACAGUGGUGAAAAUGUGCUGCGUUUUUAA
Molecule: messenger RNA, 663 nt
Organism: Trypanosoma conorhini
Lineage: Eukaryota; Euglenozoa; Kinetoplastea; Trypanosomatida; Trypanosomatidae
Exons: 1
Coding region: 1-663 (220 amino acids)
Source: RefSeq, a predicted model, not a curated record